This is a messenger RNA of Phanerochaete carnosa HHB-10118-sp, 750 nucleotides long. RefSeq lists its product as uncharacterized. The record is from RefSeq and is a predicted model, not a curated record. Lineage: Eukaryota; Fungi; Basidiomycota; Agaricomycetes; Polyporales; Phanerochaetaceae. The annotation marks the transcript as partial. The transcript has a single exon.
CGGAAGUUGAAGUGCGGGCUCGCUAGGCCUGCCCUUGUAUGCAAGCACUGGUCCGAAGCCAUCAGACCUAUUCUCUUCCAGGAACUCGAGUUGCGCGACGCCGAAGACGUACGGUUCCUCAAGAACAUUGUCAGCAGCCCUGGAUUUGCAGCUUCAUGUCUGUACGGGUCCAUCAAGCGGAUAUAUAUCCGUCAAGAAGCUACGGGAGCGAAGCCCUGGCUUCACCAUGUCCAUGGACUUUCAGCCCGACUCCAGAAUACAACAUUCGACUGUGUCGUCGAGAACCACGCAGGUGAUGCUGCAUCAGCAGCUGGCCGUUGGGCCCCAUUCGAGUCGAUACCCACCGUCACUCUAUCCUAUGUCCGACUUUCCGUUCUCGUUCUUCAAGGUGUUGUAUUCACGAGCAAGACCGAGCUCGUACGGCUCGUCCACAAUUGCCCCACGCUCUCCUACUGCUCUUGCGAGCAACUUACCUUCCUUGACCCGUCGCUGGCCGUCCGCCCACGCAGACUUCGCCGACGUUCUCCACCGGCCCACCACGACUUCCGAUGUACGGUAGACGGCUGUAAGGAUAUGGUGGGUCCCAGUCAAGCGGCGCUUGCCGCAGACAUCGUGGACCCUGCCCGCCGCAUAGGCCUUGACAACAGCACAUGGGACACGCCCCUCCAAGGACUGCUUGCGCUGGCACCACACGGACCCGGAAAGGCGACUGGGAAUCUGUACUGCCGUAACCCUGGUAAAUGUUUCUAA